This is a messenger RNA of Gossypium raimondii (Peruvian cotton), 453 nucleotides long. RefSeq lists its product as uncharacterized. Gene Ontology annotation, molecular function: nucleic acid binding. NCBI's taxonomy places the organism in Eukaryota, Viridiplantae, Streptophyta, Magnoliopsida, Malvales, Malvaceae. The coding region runs from base 1 to 453 and encodes 150 amino acids. The transcript has 2 exons. The record is from RefSeq and is a predicted model, not a curated record.
AUGUAUCAGGAUCUCCGUGAACUGUACUGGUGGCCGAGUUUGAAACAAGAGGUAACGAAUUUCAUUGUUUGUUGCUUGACGUACCAGCAAGUUAAGGCUGAGUACCAGUUGCCUUCAACGGGUCAAUCUAAGAGGGUGACUGAGAUACUAAAAGAUAUGCUUCGGAGCUGUGUGAUUGAUUUUCGAGGUAGUUGGGAGGAUUUUCUGCCGUUCGCUCAGUUCGCCUACAACAAUAGUUGCCAGUCUAGCAUUCGGAUGGCACCUUACGAGGCUCUAUAUGGUCGUAAGUGUCGUACUCUGCUAUUUUGGACUGAGUUGCGUGAGCGAUGGGUUUUGGGUCCUGAGCUAGUUUUCAAGACUGAAGAUAAGGUUAGAUUGAUUCGGGCUCAUCUAAAGGCGGCCUCUGAUAGACAGAAGUCCUCCGUAGAAGAAAGUUUUGUGGUUCGGUCAUAA